AUGGAAUCAUCAUCCUCAAUAAUGAACUUGAAUGUCCAAUCUGGAUCCAACUUGGUGGAUGCCAUGGCGGCGAUCGACGAGGGCAUUACGAAAGUCGGUUUGACCUUUUAUCCCCAUCUCUUUCAGACCAACACCAGCAUUACCAAAAGACGGCAAGAUGGCACAAUGAGUCGAAAACGAAGUCGACCGGACGAGCCUACCGAGGCUGUGGGAUCACUGCCCAAUUUGCAAGAAAUCACUUGUUCGGGUGGCAUGGCCGUGCAUUCGCUGCAUGUCUCCAGUCUCACUGCCAUUUUGACCAACCGACAGGAUAGCAAUCUACAAUCGCUGUGUCUGUCGCGAAUCCAACUUUUGGGACACGCUGAAGACUUUGACGAGUUUUCCGAAUGCCUCCAGAAUCAACACCAGCUGCGAGUCUUUCACCUCGUCGACUGCAAAAUCGCCGCUGCCGCCAGUGGUGACGGUAGUAGCCCACGGCGGAAACAACGGCGACACAACAAUGCUGCUCCUCCUUCCUUUUCCAUCAACACUAUCCUCCAGGCAGUGGCGUCAUUGCCCUCUGUGGAAAGCAUUCAAGUCACUAGCAAGCAACAACUGUUUUGUGGACUGGGAGUGUUGACUCCUGCCACUCUGGAAACACUUUGCUGGUCCACCACGUUGAAACGACUCGUCCUCAAGGGGUUUAUACUCAAUGCCCAACACGUCUAUUCCAUGGGCCCCGGCAUUGCCACCAGUCAGAGUCUCCAGUCGGUCGUCUUGCACAAACUGGGUGACACUAGUAAUGCGCAAGGGAAAGUCAAUGACUGUUUGACAUACAUGCUGCAAGACAAUACAAGUCUGGAACACUUUGAAUUGCCCGCCAUGACGGGUGGUACGAGUCCUCGAUGGGUCCAAAUGGCAUCGACCGUAUUGCAAAAGAAUACCAAGUUACGAGUGUUGCAUCUCGGUGGACCUCAACAACAACAACCACAACCAAACAAUACGACUAGUACGACGGAAGCGUGGAACAGUGUCCAGUUCCAUUUAAAGCUGAAUGCCGCCGGAAGGAGUCGACUCUUGGGACAACAGCAGCAGAACAAUGAUAGCAUGGCAUUGUCGUCGAAUCGAGAAUGGGUCCAUGUCAUUGGAAACGUAGCGGAUGAUUUGGAUUGUGUCUUUUACUUCUUGUCCCGGAAUCCAUCGCUAUGUGGACGACAACUAUGA
This is a messenger RNA of Seminavis robusta, 1203 nucleotides long. The record is from the annotation of a GenBank genome assembly. NCBI's taxonomy places the organism in Eukaryota, Bacillariophyta, Bacillariophyceae, Naviculales, Naviculaceae.